Messenger RNA from Corylus avellana, 2115 nucleotides. Its product is annotated as protein NRT1/ PTR FAMILY 8.3. NCBI's taxonomy places the organism in Eukaryota, Viridiplantae, Streptophyta, Magnoliopsida, Fagales, Betulaceae. Gene Ontology annotation, molecular function: transmembrane transporter activity. Gene Ontology annotation, biological process: transmembrane transport; oligopeptide transport. Gene Ontology annotation, cellular component: membrane. The record is from RefSeq and is a predicted model, not a curated record.
UUCCAACUAUUGGCGCAACCUUCCAUUCUUCUUGACCGGGUAAGCUUUUCAAGAAAUCCUCGCGAGUCGCGUCCUUUUUACGUCACCCUACACAGACAAAAGAGUUUCAUCGGCCCAUGCCGUAUUUGUAAGUAUUUUCGUUCCUUGAGGUUCUUCCCUUUAUCUUUUGGAGAGAGAGAUGGGUUCGCAGGAGGACGGAAGAUCGCUCUUGGAAGAUGGUCUUUUAGAGAAUGAAAGCAGCAGCCAAUACACAGGGGAUGGCUCAGUUGACUUUCAUGGAAAGCCUGUUCUGAAGCAGAAUACUGGAAAUUGGAGAGCCUGCCCCUUCAUUCUAGGUACUGAAGGUUGUGAACGUCUUGCCUACUAUGGGAUUGCUACUAAUCUUGUUACUUAUCUUACCACCAAACUACAUGAAGGAAAUGCCUCUGCUGCAAGAAACGUUACCACUUGGCAAGGGACUUGUUAUCUUACACCCCUCAUUGGAGCUGUCAUAGCAGAUUCAUACUGGGGAAGAUAUUGGACAAUUGCUUCUUUCUCCACAAUUUACUUCAUUGGAAUGUGUAUAUUGACACUUUCAGCAUCUGUUCCUGCCUUUAAGCCUGCUGAAUGUGUGGGUUCUGAAUGCCGGUCAGCUACUCCAGUUCAGUAUGGAGUCUUCUUUCUUGGGCUCUAUCUGAUUGCUUUGGGAACUGGUGGGAUCAAACCCUGUGUUUCGUCAUUUGGUGCAGAUCAGUUCGAUGAUACUGAUUCAAGGGAAAGGGUAAAGAAGGGAUCCUUCUUCAACUGGUUUUAUUUUUCUGUCAAUAUUGGUGCUCUUAUAUCAAGCAGUUUCUUGGUUUGGAUUCAAGACAAUGCUGGGUGGGGUCUAGGAUUUGGCAUUCCUGCAAUUUUUAUGGGCAUUGCUAUUGCAAGUUUCUUUUCAGGCACUCCCCUCUAUAGAUUUCAGAAACCAGGGGGAAGCCCUGUUACACGAAUGUGGCAGGUUUUGGUUGCAUCAUUCCGUAAGAGGAAUAUGGUGGUCCCUACAGAGAGUAAUCUCUUGUAUGAAACACAAGACAAAAUCUCUGCCAUUGAAGGAAGUCGGAAACUGGAGCAUACUGAUGAAUUAAAGUGCCUUGAUAAAGCUGCUGUACUGUCAGACGCCGAUAUCAAAAGUGGAGACUUCUCCAAUCCAUGGAGGCUUUGCACUGUAACACAGGUGGAAGAAUUUAAGAUUUUGAUCCGCAUGUUCCCAAUCUGGGCCACUGGAAUAGUGUUUUCUGCUGUUUAUGCCCAAAUGUCUACAUUGUUUGUUGAACAAGGGAUGAUGAUGGACACAAGUAUUGGUUCUUUCACCAUUCCUCCAGCCUCCCUGUCAUCCUUUGAUGUGAUCAGUGUUAUUUUCUGGGUUCCUAUAUAUGAUAGGAUAAUUGUCCCAAUUGCAAGGAAAUUUACUGGCAAAGAGAGGGGCUUCUCGGAGUUGCAGCGGAUGGGGAUCGGGCUUUUUAUUUCUGUGCUAUGCAUGUCAGCAGCUGCUUUGGUAGAGAUAAAUCGGCUGCGGCUUGCGAGAGAGCUAGGUUUGGUGGAUGAAGAUGUAGCUGUACCAAUCAGUAUAUUAUGGCAAAUACCCCAGUAUUUCUUGCUGGGAGCUGCAGAGGUAUUUACAUUUAUAGGGCAGCUUGAGUUCUUCUAUGACCAAUCCCCAGAUGCCAUGAGGAGUUUGUGCAGCGCCUUGUCGCUUUUGACAACUGCAUUGGGAAACUACCUGAGCUCUUUUAUUCUGACAAUAGUAACUUACCUCACAACACAGGGGGGGAGCACCGGAUGGAUCCCAGAUAACCUGAACGAGGGUCAUCUUGAUUAUUUUUUCUGGCUUUUAGCCGGCCUCAGCUUCAUAAAUCUCUUGUUCUAUGUUGUCUGUGCCAAAAGGUACAAACAAAAGAAGGCUUCCUAGGGAUUCUCCAAGAAGACGUCAUUUCUCCAAAUUAUUAACAAACAAUUGGUCUGUAUAUAAUGUACUUAAUUUACUCUCUCCGCACUCAGAAUUUCGAUUCAGGUUCCAGCUUGUAUUUAUUUGUGUUCAAAAUAUUUCCACCAAGAAUUUAAUGAUCAGCUUAAUUCUAAGCUAUUUAUUUA